AUGUCGUCAACACAAGACCAGAGGGUCGCAAUCGAACAAGUGGAGGACGAAAUAAGGAACCCAAACAUGACAACAGGCGAGCCGUUCGUUCUGCAAUCAAGGACAGGAGCAGCAAUUGCAAUGGCGGUGGCAAUUCGACAGCAGCCCAAAGGCAGUAGCUUGUCAUGGCGUCGUCAAUGGCUUCGAUUUAGACACAGCAUCGUGGUAGGCAUUCCCUGGUCCUGCGUCUCACAACGGCAUGGCCGUCUGGCAACUGCCAUUUAUUAG
Molecule: messenger RNA, 267 nt
Organism: Akanthomyces muscarius
Lineage: Eukaryota; Fungi; Ascomycota; Sordariomycetes; Hypocreales; Cordycipitaceae
Exons: 3
Coding region: 1-267 (88 amino acids)
Source: RefSeq, a predicted model, not a curated record